Messenger RNA from Ogataea philodendri, 3096 nucleotides. RefSeq lists its product as uncharacterized. The record is from RefSeq and is a predicted model, not a curated record. The transcript has a single exon. Gene Ontology annotation, molecular function: structural constituent of nuclear pore; protein binding. NCBI's taxonomy places the organism in Eukaryota, Fungi, Ascomycota, Pichiomycetes, Pichiales, Pichiaceae. Gene Ontology annotation, biological process: poly(A)+ mRNA export from nucleus; transcription-dependent tethering of RNA polymerase II gene DNA at nuclear periphery; protein import into nucleus. Gene Ontology annotation, cellular component: nuclear pore outer ring. Bases 1 to 3096 code for a protein of 1031 amino acids.
AUGUUUAGUUUCAGUCUUGACCGAUUGAAGAAUUCCAAGCCGACUAAUACCAGUCAGCCGCAGCAGUUGUUCCGGCUGAAAGAGAUUGUCCGCACAGACUCGUAUCAAAUAAAUAAAUUCCCUACCGAGCUGCCUCAAUUGAAGGCAGAAGAAACCAUUUGCUACGGGUCCAUCGAGUCCACUGCCCAGAAAGCCGUGCUUGUCACUAACGAACGCAUUCUUAUUUACAAUUACAAGUCCAAAGACAUACGGCCGGUUCCAUUCGAGUUCACGUACGAGAAAAACGACUAUGGGAUCUUGCCUCAAGUCAAGGUGUUCUUGAACCCGGUCACCAACGAAACCAGCGUAAUCAUUAUAGAUUCCAUCUCCGGGGCCGUCAGAUACGUGGAGGCGCUCAGCUUGGCUCCAUCGCUGGAUAUUCUCGACAUCGUCCAGUCCACUUCGCUGAAACUGUCUGGAAACGAGGUGGUCACCAUCGUGGAGCAUGUGAGCGGUGUUGGCUUGCUUAUUGCCACCAGCAACCGCAGAGUCGUUCUUUUGAGUUUAAACGACUACCUGGGCAAAACGAACCUUGUUUUUACCGAGAUCUACGCCUCAAAGUCGCUGCUCAACCUGUUCUUGGGUCUCUCUUCAUACAACAUCGAGGCCUACGAAAAUUCCAACAAGGUGAUCUCCGUGAAGAGCUGGAAAGAGAGCCAGGUCAGUCACAAGAUCUUCAUCCAGGAAGAGGACGGGAAAUUGACCAUUGCCAACUGGCUGAACGGUUCCAUCAACAUUGCAUCUCAACUAAACAUUAAACCUUUACUAGCAGAACAGAUACUGGACGCCGACGACAUCAAAGUGAAAGACAUAGAGCUUCUUGAUAAUGAUGUGUAUCUUGUUCUCACUACAUCCAAAGGAUCAUCUGACAACCGACUACAAAUUUCAUUGGUCAAGAAUGACUCCGAGCCGACCGUGGUGUACGUCCACGAGGUUGCCAGCACCACUACAACAGACAGCUAUCCAAAGAUCCUGCUCACCGAGAAUACAGCCAAUAUCAUGACCGACCGUGCGAUGGUGAUGGUGGACAUCGCCUCGGAGCUCAGUGAGCGCUGGGAAGACUUUAUCAGUUUCAACAAUAACGUGUCCGUUUAUGGCUACGAGGUGGACGAGCAAGAAUCGAUAGUGAUUCUGACCGAGGAAGGAAUCUUCCAGAUCAAGGUGGACAAGGCUAGCGACAUUGUUGCGAGCGUUGACUUCCUGAGAAACCACAUUGGCCAGGCCUUGCAGUUUGGCAACACCCAAAACCUGCUUGAUUUCAAGCUAGAUAAUCUCAAGUUGACACUAACCGAUGCCGACGUGGAGACGGCUGUUUUGGGAUUGGCGAAAGAGAUCGCCUCGAACAAGUACAAUGGACUCGCAUCAUACAAGAAUCUACAAACCAACUUGGAAAAGAGAGCCGAGAUUCUUCUGAGUCUAUACCAAUUUUGCGACGAGAACUUCAAGCUCAACGAGUCUGUGUGGCUCCAGCUGACGACAAUUCUUGAAAAAGUCAAGCUCUCGAGCGAGCUGUACAAGCAUCUAUCGGAACACCAGCCUUUGAAGUUGGUUGCAGAGAAAGUUUUACGGAAACAGGGCAAGGAUGCCAAACUGGACAAGUACUUUGAAAACAGCUCGGAAACCAUUGUGGAGUACUUGCAGUUGCUGGUGUCCAACACGAAUUUGGACGACCCUGCGGAUCUAAUUCUUUUUAGCGAGCUGCUGGCUACCGUUUUGGACAACGGGUUCCUCAAAGUCGAACUGGACGAUGUCAGAUUUUCGGGGCUUUUCGCUCAUGCUCGUGAACUGCUGACAAAUCUGAACGAGAUUCUGAAAACCGUGACUUUGACCUACGCGGACGUCCUGGAGUCUAUCCAGACGAGCGAUCUCAAGACCCGCAUCUCCAAUACCGUGCUGAAACUCGCACUGUUCCUUUACUACACGGAGAGCGGAGUCCAUGGCGAUUUAUUGAAGAAUAACCGAGAAGGAUGGAUCCGGUUGUUUGUUGUUCUUGGCCAACAGCACGAGAUCAUUCGUCUGGCCGAGAAGAGCCACGAUCUGGAAAGUUUCUGUGAGAUUUUGGACUCUGAAAGAGAACAGGCACCAGAAGGAGACGCGCUGGUGUCAUUGAAGUUUGAGGACUGUUUUACUCGAUACGGCUACCAAUUUGCAGAGGCUCUGUUUGGAUACUAUGUGAGAACUAAGAAGGUGAAUCUCAUCAUGAAGUGUGCGGACCAAUACCCUGAGUUUGUGAACAAGUUCUUGGACUCGGACGUGAACAACUACAAGUUUGCGUGGAUCUGGGAUAUCAAGAAUGACAAGUUUCUUGAUGCUGCGAACCGGCUGUUGAAGUACGUUUCUGUUGCUGAGACAGAGUCAAUUGAGCAGAAAAAGGUCCAGCUCAACACAGCCAAACUGUGUCUUGUGACUCUUGACGAGAACUACGAUGACCUGUUGGACGAGAUUGAAAUCAACCUGCAAUCGAUCGAGCUACAGCUGAAUUAUGCGAAAUUGAUCAAUUCGAGCACUAAAGACAGAUUUAUACGGGACUCCAAGUACCUGAUAGAUAGCAAGCUGCCAAGCUUCGAGACGGAGAUUGGCGCGAUUGUUUCCAAACUUGACAAGAACCAGCAACUGAGUUUGUUUGAGCUUGUGCAAUUAUUGACGUUGAUAACGUUUGAUGACUUUAGUCACAAUAAUUUCGCCAACUUGUUCAAGCUGCUGAGUGCGAUCAAGAACUCGAAUGCCACCAAGGUGAUCAGUGGUCUGGCAAGCUAUUCGUACUACCACCAGGUUUUGGAGAAACUUAUUUGGAAACGACUGUUUUUGACCACCAAUUGGGACGACCUGGCCACCGGUGAGUUGCAGGAUAACCAAUAUUUCCAGCUCAUGACCGGUUUACCCAAACUAAAGGUGGAUCCUCCGUCGAAUUUGACCGAACUGGUUGUUGAUUCGAGCGAUAUUUCGCAGCUGGACGUCGACGAAGGCCUGCAGGCCGACUUGAUCAGAGAAAACGAUUUGUUGACUGCGCUCAACGACAAAAUUGGACUUGAAAACUGGAUAAAUAGAAAAUACUAA